Messenger RNA from Gopherus evgoodei (Goodes thornscrub tortoise), 8222 nucleotides. It is a transcript of the gene ENTPD1, whose product is annotated as ectonucleoside triphosphate diphosphohydrolase 1. Gene Ontology annotation, cellular component: plasma membrane. Gene Ontology annotation, molecular function: GDP phosphatase activity; UDP phosphatase activity. The coding region runs from base 56 to 1591 and encodes 511 amino acids. Gene Ontology annotation, biological process: nucleoside diphosphate catabolic process. The transcript is spliced from 10 exons. The record is from RefSeq and is a predicted model, not a curated record. Lineage: Eukaryota; Metazoa; Chordata; Testudines; Testudinidae.
AUGCAGCUCAGAGUCAGCAGAGGCUGAGAAAGGAGGGGAGAGAACACUGGCACUGAUGGACGAGCCAAAGGGUACCAAACCAAGGACAUCCUGGCCUAGAAAGGCCCUGCUCAUCCUGGGGUUCCUCUUUGCUUUGGCUGCUAUUGCCUUAGUCGCGAUGGCAGUGAGUCAGAACAAGCCACUCCCAAAGAAUAUUAAGUACGGGAUUGUGCUGGAUGCUGGUUCGUCUCACACUAACUUGUACGUGUAUGAGUGGCCAGCGGAGAAGGAGAAUGACACUGGGGUGGUGCACCAGGUGGAAGUGUGUAAAGUAGAAGGUCUGGGGAUCUCGGGUUACUCCCAGGACACAGAGAAAGCUGGCCUCUCCCUCCAGCACUGCAUGGAAAGAGCUCAGGAAGUGGUUCCAGAACACCAGCACAGAGAGACCCCUGUCUACCUUGGGGCUACAGCUGGAAUGCGGCUGCUCAGCUUGCAGAACAGAAGUAUAGCUGACAGGGUCCUCUCUGCGGUGGAGAAGACGCUGCGCUCAUCUCCCUUCAACUUCCAGGGUGCCAGAGUCAUCAGUGGUCAGGAAGAAGGAGCCUAUGGCUGGAUCACCAUUAAUUACCUGUUGGGCAACUUCAAGCAGCCUGGCUGGCUGAACUUUCUGCCUCACCUGAGAUCUAGCAGGGGGACAUCAGGGGCCCUGGACCUUGGCGGAGCCUCCACCCAAAUCACCUUUGUACCGGACCAAGAGCCGAUUGAAUCUCAAGAGAACUCACUGCACUUUCGUCUCUAUGGCAAGAACUACAACGUGUAUACGCACAGCUUCCUGUGCUAUGGGAAGGACCAGGCUCUGCGCCUGAAGCUGGCCAGUGACCUACAGAGCACACAGAAUGGCAGCCUCCUGGAUCCCUGCUUUCACCCAGGAUAUUUGAGGAUUAUGAAUAUAAGUGACCUCUACACGAACCCCUGUAUAGCUAAUGGUGAGCAGCAGCUUCCAUUCACACAGCUUCACCUCCAGGGGAAUGGGGAUUACCAAAGGUGCCGAAUGAUCAUCCAGAAGAUCUUCAACACUAGCCAUUGCCCUUACUCCAGCUGCUCCUUCAAUGGGAUUUUCCUGCCUCCGUUACAAGGGGAGUUUGGGGCAUUUUCCGCUUUCUACUUUGUGAUGAACUUUUUAAACCUGACAACAGAGAAGAGCCCAGUCCCUCUGGACAAAGUGACAAGCACUGUGGAAAGAUUCUGUUCCAGACCUUGGCACAAGGUAAAGGCAGAAUUUCCCAAGAUAAAAGAGAAGUACCUGAGUGAAUAUUGUUUCUCCGGGACCUACAUCCUCUCCCUCCUUGAGAAUGGCUAUGGAUUCACCAUGGAGAAAUGGCAAAGCAUCCAGUUCCUUGGAAAGAUUGGCAGCAGUGAUGCAGGCUGGACUCUGGGCUACAUGCUGAACCUGACAAACAUGAUCCCCGCAGAGAAGCCCCCGACACGCCCUCUCUCUCAUGCCAGUUAUGUGGGGCUCAUGGUGUUCUGCUCUCUCGUGUUGGUGGCGGUGCUCCUGCUUAGCUGGCUUACCUUCCACAAACCAAAGUGCCUGCAGAAGGGACUCAUUUAGGGAGUGGCAAAUCUCGCAGUAGAGGCUGUAAUGGGCCCCUGACCACACCACAAAGUUCUGAGGUCACCUGCAGAGCCAGCCUCACCCAGCAGAGUCCCUCUUGCCUUUCACUGAAGCUACUGCCUGUACAAGGGCAUUCAAUCUUCUCUGGCUCACACCUGCACCGAUGGAUGCACAGGCUCCUCUUUGUGGAGAUGUAUCUUGCUGGGUCACAUAAAGCAGCAACUUUUCGGCUCCUUUUGCUGCGUGUUCUUUUUGGUCUUGUUUAGAGAGAGGCAGCAGUAAUCCUUGAGGGAAUUGCUGUCACUUGGAAGCGCCAAGCUGACUGUGGGGCUAAUCUCAGGGUUAUGCAGGAAGUCAUUGCACUAUGCAGAGAUCUAUUUCCUUUCCCUGGAGACGGUCCCCACAGCUGCUCAGAGCCUGUCUGAGCAGGGCAUCUGCACCAGCACAAACCAAGCUUGCUGCCCUUGGCCACCUUCAGCUCCUCGGGAGCAUGCUGUAUCCUAGCUCUGUCUACCAUGUAAAACCUGGAUCCCAGCUGCCCACUGCUUGGCUGGCCACACAGCUGGACACCAUAUGGGACAAGCAGAUGUGAGGGGGAAAGGAACAGAAGAUGUUGGGUCUGGAGGAGGCCAGCAGCCUUGGCUGAGCUCUGGCAAUGGACCUGAAAUACUAGGAGGCAAAAUGUUCCUUCCACAGAAGAUUGUUGUAUAUAUGAAAGGAAACCUCUUCUCUCACCACCUUCCAGAAUUUAUCACUGGCCCAUAGCAGACCCCUGUCCAGAUUAAGUCUGAUGUAAGGGACCUGUCUAUCUGGUCACACACAUUCUUAGCCAGACACUGCUGAUCUCUCCAGGAACAACUCACAUUGGGCAAGAAUCAUUCGCAAACAGCUUCGAUUUAUAUUGUACCUGCAGACAGGGUUCCCUGGACACUGGACACUACAGCACACCAACAAGAUUCUAGCACUUGCAGUGGGACCAUCUCUCUGGCAAUUCUAAUCACACAGAAACCUAGGCCCCAGAGAAGGGUUUUUAGUAGAUCAUGUUCCUUUAAAAGACACCUGGCACCAGUGUAAACUGAAACAUGCAAAUAUUGAUGAAUUGAUUCAUGCUUUGUGUUUGCGACAUGCAUGAAAAUUAAUCACAAUCCGAACAUUCUUUCCUUUCCCCCUGCUUAGACCUAACAUCUCAACCUCAAGCCACCCCCCCCGGCCCCUCCCAAAUGUACACACCAGCCCAUUUUUCUAGCCUUUAGUAUGGGAUAGCAACUGAUCAGUUUUCAGCCUCUUGUAAUGUCACUCUUCCCACUUUUUGCUAAAGAACUGGAGUGGAAGCUGGGACUCAACUUCGAUAACAAGCAGAAAACACUGUGAGGCGUCUUCAUACAUCAAAAGGAGCCAGUUGCAAAUCUCCUUCCCUGAUAGCGAUCCCCCUGCUUUGGAGGCAAAAAGGAAAGGAGAUUCCCCAAAGCCAGUGAUGCUGGGUAAAGGGUUGGCAAAUAAAGGUAUCUACUUAGUCCCGAAGCAGAGGUGUGGAAGGGAAUCAGAUGGAGGGAGCUUUAUCGUCAUCGGCACAACCUCCUUUCAGCAGACAGAGAUAUAUAGAGUUUAAAGCCAGAAUGAUCCACUAAGAUCAUUUAGUCUGGCCUCCUGCAUAACACAGGCCUGAGAACCUCACCCAGUAAUUUCAGUAACAAACCCAUAACUUCUGUUUGAGCUAGAGCAUAUUUUUUAGAAAAGUAUCCAGUCUUGCAUUAAUGUUAAGUGAUGGAGAACCCACCACAACCGUAGGUACAUUGUACUAAUGGUCAGUUGCCCUCACUGUGCAAAUCUACCUUAUUUCUAGUAUGAAUUUGUCUAGCUUCAGCUUCCAUCCACUGAUCUCAUUAUGCCUCAUUAAAGACCCAUUUACUGUCAGAAAUCUCUUCCCCCUUGUAGGUACUUGUAGACCAUCAUCAAGUCACUUAUGAACCUUCUCUUGGAUAAGCUAAAUAGAGCUGCUCUAGACUCUCACUGUAAGGCAGCGUUUCUAGACCUCAAGGCAUUUUUGUAGCUCUUUAUUGAAUAUUUUCCAAUAUCUGAACAUCCUUUUUUGAAGCACUGACCUGCUGUAAACAGAGGUAAGACCUCACGCCUACUCCUGCUUGAUAUUACCCUCUUUAUAAAUCUAAGGAUUACAUUCCCCCUCUUAGCUACAGCAUCACGUUGGGCACCCAUGUUUGGUUUAGCUACCACGACCACUAAGGGUAUGUUUGUGCAGCAAAAUAAACCUCUGCAGCAGUGAGUCUCAGAGCCCAGGUCGACUGACUCGGGCUUGUGGGACUUGUGCUGUGGGGCUAAAAAUAGCCAUGUAGCCGCUCUGACUCAGACUGGAGACUGGGCUCUGCAGCCCACUCCCCUUGCCCUUUACAUCUAGAUAUAACUGUGCAUCUGGCCAUGUCAAAAGGCCCAGCUUACCAGCUAGUCCAGUUGGUCUGUAUAACUGACCUGGCAUCUUCAUUAUUUACCACUCUACCUAUUUUCCUGUCAUCUGCAAAUACACUGAGACCCUGGAAUGGUCCCAGUGCCAGAAACUUCAUUCUGCUCAAACUGUACUCAGCACUGGAAUACAGGGAAUCAUUUGCCCUGUAAAUGAAGUAUGUGAUCAGGGCUGCUCCAGCUGAGAAUAGUGACUCUGACGCAUCCCAUUUCCUUCCACCAACUCUGCAUUGUCUAGGGAACCUCCUUCUGCAGAGUGUUCCCUGAGGGAGUCGUUUCCACUGGGCUAACCGCCCCUUCUUGCUGUUAAAACAGGAUGGAGAGUCUGCCCCAGCCUGCAGUCUAGUCCUCUCCCUCUUCUCAGGUCAGCAGUCACACUUCAUCGCUGAGUGGGCAGCCCUGAGUUCUGGUAAGUGAUGGCUGCAAGUAAGUUUUGCCCUAUGGCUGGGAGUUGGAAUUGCCAAAUGUCAGGAAAUUCUGAGUUGAUAAGCCAGAUUAAUUGAAGCUGGUGUGGGGAGAGGGUUAAAUUUAUGCCCCAUUCCAGACUGGCCCCUUCUGUCCUAGUAGGGGAUCAUGCCAAGGGAGAUCAGACAGAUGUUUUCGGGUCUCUGUUGGAGAAGCAGUGUUGCCAGUUCUCAUGAUUUAAUUGCGAGUCUUGAGCUAUUCGGUGUUUUUUUCCCCUAAAACCCAGCUCCUGGAAUUGUGAUUAGGUGAGAAUCUCAGAUUUCGUUUCUUUUCUUUCAAAAAAGCUAGUUUCUAGCCCUGAUGAUUGUGGAGAAACUUGAAAACGUUGCCUGAAUGAACCCUAAAGGCCCAGAAGGCAAAGAAAAGGAACCCUAAAUGUGUGGGGUGUUUUUUUUAAUCUUAUGAUUUGUUAAGCUCAUCUCAUGAUUCAUGGGAGCCAGAUCUAGGAUAUUUGAGGACUUGAGGUGGUCACUACUGAGAAGGGCAAUUUUCAUCUGGCAUCCCCAUAGGAGCCCUGCAGGCCAAGGCUGUCUAGAGAAUGUGCUGAAUCUAUACAUGCCACCAGCCUCCUCCCUGCCAGGCCAGCACUGUCUAUGUCGUGGACUGAGGUGCUCUCUCUACUGGCCAUUUCCCCUGCUUUGACCCUCAAGGACUUUCUGCUUAGGGAAAGCUGCCCAAAACCACAGUCAUCGGCUUUAAGGCCAGACUUCUCAUAUAGCACAGGCCAAACAGGUUCACUAGUUAGCCCUACAUCAAGCUCAGGAAUUGGAGCCCUUUUAAAGCGUAUCUUACAGAAAGGCCUCCAGUCUGGAUCUGAAGACUCCAAGAGAUGAAGAACCCACCUCUUCCUGUGAAGUUUGUUCAAAUGAUUAGUCACCCUUUUAAAAACUGGUGCCUCAUUUCUAACUGACGGGCUUCAGCAUCCAGCCGUUGGUUCUUGUUCUGCCUCUCUCCUCGAGGUGAAAGAGCUUGUUAGUCCCCAGUAUUUUCUCCUUUGCAAUUACUUCUACACUGUAAUCAUGUCACCUCUUGGCUCUUGCUCUUCUUUAUUAAUUUAACAGACUGAGCUCCUCAAGUCUCUCCCUGUAGGGUGUUUCCCCAGCCCUUGCAUGGCAGUCAGCAGAGAACCUGGGUUGAAUUUAGCCCCGUGUGGGCAGGGCCUCCCUCACUCUGUGACUCCUGGCUCCAAUUCUGAGCAGCCCCUUUUCAGGCAGGCUUCCUGAGUUGAACUUUAUAACUUUGCAGGCUGCAGCAGGGGUCCACAAUGCAAUCAGACUCUGCUCCCUCCAGGCCUAAUAAAUUCCACCAGCUGUUCACCUUCUCCCCUUCACACAAAGGUCAAGCUUGAAACUUCACAGCAGUAGGGCUGAGACUCAUGCAGGGCUAAAGGCUGGGUAGGUGCCCAGCCCUCCAGCACCAUCCUGUCCUCUAGCUACCGACUUAAACAACCCCACUCACUCCCUACUCCCAAACCCAACAACCUCCCCAUGCAGCCACUGACUGCAAAUGCUUCCCUUGGCCUAUCGCUAAAACCUAGUAGAACAGGCUGAGUUGCAGGAGUCUAUUGUUUGGGGCAGAUGACAUGACAGUGGGAACAGUGCAGGAUGGCAAAUUCUGACUGCUUGGACCACAAGCCCUUCACUCCGAUUCUAAAAAAACCACUGCUGUGUAAUGCUGAUGCUAGCCAGUGUUUCUUAUGCCUUAUUCUCCACACUGAGCACCAGCCCGCACCCCAGACCCAGAAUUUUGCUGGGGCAGCUGGUGUGUGCUAGUGCUGAGGGGCAUGUGCCAGAGCCUAGGGGCUACUGGGUGUGUGCCCCACAGGGCUCUGGGGCAUGUGCUGAGGCCAGAGGGUCACUGGGGUCAGGCACUUUCCUUGACACCAUUCUGGAUCCCUAGCUUUGCUGCCCAGCCCAGCUGCAGCAGAUUGUUCAUUUUACGCACAUAUAAACUUUGGAAUCCUUAUUAAAAUCAAGACUUGUUGAUCAACACCUGUGGAGUUUCCUCAGUCUUUUCCAGAGGGUGGAAAAUUGGCCAUAAUGAGGAAGAGGGGAGUCAUUUCAUUUUUAGAAUGAGAUGGAAAAGUCUCAGGAAGGACUUUUCUCCAUUGCAUGUUUUCUAGGGUCUUCCGUAGUCCAGUUUUAAACAUCCCAGUGAUGGAGCUCCUACCCCAUUUCCUGGGAGACAGUUCUCCAGCUGGAUCCAUCUGCCUCCCAGUGAGUGGUGGGGCCCCUGCCCCAUCCCCUCAGCAACCCAGCUUGAGGUGUCUCACCAUCAGGAAGAUUCUCCUGAGCUUCAAAUUAAAUUUUCUAUUGUUCAGCUUGAUCCGAUUCUUCAUAAUCAUGUCCUCUUGGAUUGUAUCCUAAAUCAACCCUCUCCACCUGUAAUGUUUACGCAUAGCCACUAUUUGUAGAUAUGUUGCCCCCACCCCCACCCCCCAAAUUGUCAUUUAGCCAAAUCAAAUAUAUUUACCUCUUUUAAUCUUUCUCUACUGAAUCUUUCUCUCCAGCCCCUACUCAUUUUUUGGUUCUUCCCUGAAAAUUCCUCCAGUUUUGCCAAUAUCUCUCUGAUAACAAGAUGCCCAGAAUUGCAAAUAGUCUUCCAGGGCUGUGUUUAGAGGGACUGUCCUCUUCCUGUCCUGUGACCUGAGACCUUUGCUUGUGAAACCUGGGAUCAUAUUGGCUUUUUUGUUUCUCUUGCUGCUCUCUCAUAUUGCAGAUUCCUACCCUCACUUCUCAAUAUCAUUGCCUCCCGGUUUCUCCCUCUCUGAAUUUCUAGGGUUUGGAUAAAUGUUGCGCGCUGUAGUAGCUGCAUUUUUGCAAAGUAAGUCUCAUUUUCUUUCCUGUCCCUGUUUCUAACACCUAGAGCUCUUUGUGUUGUUUCACUAGCCUCACUGGUGUUUGCAACUCAUUUGGUAUCUGCUGUAAAUUUCAUUUCCUUCAUUACCUAUUCGCAGGUGUUAACAAAGACCAGUACCACCUGCUACCCACUUCCCCCAAUUUACUGCUCAUGGUUCCUUUCCCCUGUAAAGUUACUGUGAGUUCUUUCUGUGCUCCAUUAUUUCCUUAGGGCAACAAGGGAGAUUUACCAAACCAGCAGUGCCCAGAGCAAUAUUGGCAUGUUUUCCACCAUUAGGGCCCCAGACUCCUUCCUGUUACAGCAUCAGUCACAGGCCACCUGUGAAUAGCAGAGCUGUGAGGGUGGGUGUGGUGGAGGAAGGGGCUUAUGCCCAGGUGUUACAGUAUCUCAUUAAGCUCAUGACACAGUGUUCCAAUGGCUGAGUAACACCAUCCUACACAAGAAAUCUGCCACCCUCUCUGAGUCCACCUUCCCUGCCAAAAGCCAGUGCAGCCCAUUAGUGCUCAGAGGUCACACCAGUUUCCUCCUUUCGCUCUCUUCAGCCCCGGGGCACCUACCAUCUGCACCUAUAGAAUCCCUCAAAGCCGUUUCCAAGUAUUAUGCCUUUUGCUUUUUUCCUGCAAGCAUUAACAGAUGCUGGUGCCUGCUGCACCAUUUCUUAUCUGAUGUAUUUAGCACCUGUACAAAGCACAACUAGAGACAGUACCUGCUCCUGAAAGCAUAUCACCUCCUGAGACAGAAGAUGAGACAUGGGGGCAAGGAGUUAAAUUGGGGAUGGAAGAAGGGGGUUAAUAUAUUAUUAAAUAUAUAUUUAUUCCUUUUCCUUGUA